Messenger RNA from Cucumis sativus (cucumber), 3636 nucleotides. Its product is annotated as formin-binding protein 4. The record is from RefSeq and is a predicted model, not a curated record. Bases 581 to 3310 code for a protein of 909 amino acids. Lineage: Eukaryota; Viridiplantae; Streptophyta; Magnoliopsida; Cucurbitales; Cucurbitaceae. The transcript is spliced from 11 exons. Gene Ontology annotation, molecular function: protein binding.
UUAGAUUACGGAUUUUCGACUUACAAUCUAAGACCCAAUUGGCGCAAGGUCCUCGAACCAUAAAUCAACGGCGUCUUCAUCUUUGGUGGCAAAACCGACUUCGGCAAGGGCAAGAAUUUCACAGAUUCAAUCCAGCGGAUCCCUAAAUUCAUCCUAACAAUCCAGUCUAUCCCUUCGCUUUCUGUUUCUUCUUCUUGCUAUGGGAAAGAGACGAGAGCGUCGCCUUGCAGCUCUCAGUAACGUCGGUCGCCGUGUCAAACUCGAUCUUUUCGCCGAGCCCUCUGGAGAUUUAGAUGGCUCUGAUGGACAUGAAGACGUUGGAGGGGAUAUAGAUACAAGACAGACAACCAAGUUACCUAAAUCAGCAUCCUCUUCAGGUGGGUUCUAUCAGUGUUCUUCAAAAGGACUAUGUAAAGGAGAUAUGAGUGCUUCACAUUAUAAUGGUGGAUAUUUCAAACUAUAUGUACAAGACUUUGUGUUUUUUGCCCCAAGAAUUUGUUUUCAGUCUAUAGGGUGACAGUGGUCUUUGGGACACCAAUUAUCAGAUCUGGUCGGGGCCCCUACCACAAUGAACAUGUGAAUGACUCUCAAUCAUUAUGCCCUUUUUGAUAUCAUCGAGGCAUUUUGGAGAUUUCGACAGGGAAAAUUUUUCAUCGGUUACCAAACCCAAAAUCCCUUGCUGUUACUUGAGCAAUAUAGUGAUGAUGACGUUGAUGGCGACUUGAAUAAAAAUUCAGAUCAGGAUGGACAAGAUGAUUUGUUACCUGAGCGCAAUGAUGAGGUUGCUGCAGUUUCUACUGAGGGAUGUGAGAAUAUGGAUACAAAUGUUGGUGAAGACCUCAUUGCUGAAAAGACUGUUCAGGAAGAAUCAGAACGAGUUUCUGUUAAAAUUUCUGAGAACAUGGAGAGUAAAGAUGAAGCAAAAACCGACACUAAUGGCUUGGGAUAUUUAAGCAAGGAAAGUGAUCUGGUUCAAACAUCUGUACCAACCAUAUCUAAUGUACAAGUCUCAGGGGAUGUUAUUUCAGGAUGGAGGAUUGUUAUGCAUGAGGAGAGCCAUAAUUAUUAUUACUGGAAUGUUGGAACUGGGGAAACUUCAUGGGAAGUACCUGAUGUUGUUUUAACUCAGGCUCAGCCUACUCAAUCAACCACUGAUAUUAAAACAUCUCCUACUCAAUUUCCAGAGAAUGUUACAGUAUUUAAACAGGAAUCUGGUUUAACUAAUGGUGGGAAGUUAGGUGCUUUUUCAGCAGAAAGCACAGGUUACAAGAAUAGUGUUCCAGUAACUGCAAGUCAGGGUUCUGAGGUUGACCAAAGCUAUGCUGCCUUAAGUACCUGUUCAAAUGAUGUGAAUAUAACAAAAGCUGCUUCUGAGAUCUAUGUUGAUUACAUGGUGACUAAUGAAGAACUGAAAUCAUCAGGGUCGGAUCUUCCUUCUCAUCUUCUGACCUGGAGUGCGAGCUUGUUAGAGAAAUUGAAAUCAUUACAAAAGUCUGGAGGUCAUGAAUGGACAUCUAAGUACAUAUUGGAAACUCAAGUUAGACUUUCAGAUUUUAUGUCACUGAUGCCCUAUAAGACAUCGUUGGUUCCAUUUUGGGAACACUCAGCAAGGAAGCUUAAACAGAUUGAAGAUGACGUUAACAAAGAAAUUUAUCAAACUGCUGCUGUAUCAUCCCAAUUGGAUGAAGCCAAGGCUACUGAUAGUCCAAAGAGUGUAAGAGUGGAAACAUUUCAGGAAAGGUCGAAUGUUGAGUCUGAAGUAGAGAGAGUGGCAAACUGUUGUGUCUCUGCUUUGGAGCAUUCUCAUUUGCCUACUGAUUCAGCUUCUUUGAAACUCCAAGGGGACCAAAGCCAAGUAACCAUCAUUGCAAAUGAAGAAAAUAUUUCACCAUCUAAAGCCAUUGACCAGUUAGGAAACUCUACUGUUGCGACUGAGCAUGCAAGUGAAGUUGCAACUGAUGAAAUGGCUUCCAAGAGUGGUGUACAUUCUGUGGAAGAUGUCGACAUGGAGGUGGAUAUGGAAGUUGAAGAUGCUAGUUCUGCAGGUAACUUGAUGAUGGCUGGUACGUCAGAUAUGUGCGUAACUUUCUUGGAGCAACAACUUCAGCCAGAUCCACCGGCCCAUCCAAAUCUUUCCUCUGGAUAUGCAUACAUGUUAUCAGAGGAUGACUCUAUAGCACCACCACCACCACCACCGGAUGAGGAAUGGAUUCCCCCCCCACCACCUGAUAAUGAAGAUGUUUCUCCACCCCCACCUGAUGAGCCAACCGAGCCAUUAUAUCCUAUGGCCCCAUCUUAUACCCAACUUGGGCAGCCUCUUUGUUACACCGAACCGUAUCGAGUGUCCUACCCUGAUUCUAGUAUUGAGUAUUACGUACAUCCUGCCCCUGAAGUUGUCCCUAGUGCAGACUUCUAUGGACAUCCGGAAGCAUGUAAUAUUGUUUUGGCUCAAACACCAUUUUAUUAUGAGCCAGUUCCAAAUUCGCAUGCCGAUUCUGCUUCCAUAGUUGUAAAUGGUGUUUUGCCUGAAGGUUAUGGUAUUCUUCAAAAUGCAACAGCUACUCUUCCCGUCUUUAGUACAACAGAGUCUUCUCAGUUGCAUGUUGAUUCCUCAUCUGCAAGAUUGCAUCCUUCUUCCUCUGUUCAAUAUGGAUCUUCCGAUGCAGCAAAUAUGAAUACUGCUUCUGCUGAGGAUGAAAUUGACAAGAGACGUGGAGAGACCACAACAGCCUCCUUCCGAGCGUCUACUUCAGGUUCCCCAACUAAUGAUGUUCUGCCAACAACUAAAGCUGUUACGGAUUCUUCCUCUGUUGCUCAUACAUCCACAGUUUCCAAGGUUCAACCAAAAGCUCUGCGCAGCAAAAAGCGGACAGUUACAGUUGCUCCCUCCUUAAGAUCAAAUAAGAAAGUUUCAAGUUUGUUGGACAAGUGGAAGGCAGCAAAAGAAGAACUCGAAGAUGAGGAAGAACCAGAAAAUGCUUAUGAGAUUCUAGAGAGGAAACGAGAAAGGGAAAUAAAGGAAUGGCACGCCCAGCAGAUUGCCAGUGGGGAUGCAAAAGAAAAUGCCAACUUUCAGCCUCUUGGGAGCGAUUGGCGCGAGCGGGUAAAGCGAAGGAGAGCUCAAUCAUCAAGUGAAGCUACUCAAUCCCCUGUUGAAGCACCCACAGGUGGGAACCAGCAACCUGACUUGGCAGAAAUCUCAAAAGAUCUCCCCUCAGGAUGGCAGGCAUAUUGGGACGAGUCGUCAAAACAGGUGUAUUAUGGUAAUGUUAACACCUCAGAAACGUCGUGGAUGAAACCAAGCAAGUGAACCAACAUUUAUCUCUUAGUUGAGUAGUUUUAUCUUUUGGAGGGAGCUGAGGGAUAAAAUAUAAUGUGAAAAGGGUGUUGGUAUUGUAUAGUUUUCACGAGUACGCUAACUUGUCAAGAGUAGAGGAAAAUGACAAAGUCUACAAUUUUGCUGAUUGAUGAUUGUUCAAUCAAAUUUGUCAUCUUCCCCCCUCUGUGGAUGGUUUGUUUGCCGUAAACUGUAGGCUCCUCAUGUUACGUUCUUUUUGUUGCUAAAUUCAGUUGACUCCAUUACCCAACGUUUGGUUCCUCUAAUAGAUUAUUAUUAAUAUUAUUGUACAUACCGAA